This is a messenger RNA of Verruconis gallopava, 2019 nucleotides long. RefSeq lists its product as uncharacterized. The transcript is spliced from 2 exons. Lineage: Eukaryota; Fungi; Ascomycota; Dothideomycetes; Venturiales; Sympoventuriaceae. The record is from RefSeq and is a predicted model, not a curated record. Gene Ontology annotation, biological process: pantothenate biosynthetic process. Gene Ontology annotation, cellular component: cytoplasm. Bases 72 to 1148 code for a protein of 358 amino acids. Gene Ontology annotation, molecular function: 2-dehydropantoate 2-reductase activity.
UGCUAUUCUCGCAGAAGAAGAGCCUUUCCUUUGUGAUCUGUGGCUUCGUCUGAGUGAACGAACUACGAAAGAUGGCUUCGUCAAAGCCGCUUCAUGUACUGUUUGUGGGAGCGGGCGCCGUUGGAUGCUUUUAUGCCUCCAGAAUCCACAGUCCCGCUGCUGGUGUACUCGUGUCCUUGGUGUGUCGGUCAAACUACAAGACCGUUGCACAAUCCGGUGUGCAGAUGAAGACGCAUACAUUUGGAGACUAUCAGUUCCGACCGCACGAGGUGUACUCUUCGAUAAACGACGCAGCAACGUCAACUAGGGCGCCCAGCGAAGGGUGGGACUAUGUCGUUGUCACUACGAAGGCUCUACCGGAUAUCACGGACGACUCUAAAGACAUUGAACCUCUAAUUCGAAAGGCACCCAACGGCAAGACCUGCAUUGUUCUAAUACAGAAUGGUGUCGGCGUCGAAGAGCCACAUCGUCAAAGGUUCCCAAGGAAUCCCCUUGUCAGCGCCGUAACCAUCAUCAGUGCCGAGCAGAUCAGUCACGGUGUUGUCCGACAGAACCGGUGGACGAGGAUCAGCUUUGGCGCCUACUCCGAUGGGCUCGGUGGCAAAACACCUGAAGCAAGCGAGCUGAGGAUACGUGGAGACGCUUGCGUUAAGCAGCUUGUUGAAUUGUACUCUAUGAUUGGGAAGCUUAGGGAUGCAGAACAUUACGAUGAAGUAGGGUUGCAGCAUGUACGGUGGCACAAGAUCUGCAUCAACGGCUCCAUGAACCCGUCGGCGGUCAUGGCAGGUGGUAUCGGAAAUGCAGACAUGGUCAUGAACCCAGAGCUGCGAGAACACCUUCAGGCAUGUAUGUAUGAAGUCUUUGACGCCGCGCCGAAGAUCUUGGGCGUGGAGUUCCCGGCGAAGCUGGCAAAGCCAGAAGCAAUUCUCAAGAGCACGGAAAGAAACAAAGGGGGAAAGCCGAGCAUGCUUGUGGAUUGGGAAGCAGGCCGCCCGAUGGAGCUCGAGGUCAUCCUCGGAAAUCCUAUACGAAUUGCUCGCAGGCACGGCGUGGAGAUGCCUAGGUUACAGAGCAUGUAUGCUCUGUUGAAGUCGGCACAAGCACAACGGAAUGCUGCUAAGGAGACGGCUGCAAAAGCAAGCUUGUAGGCCUUGGCUGGGGGGGAAUGGACACCGAUCAAGCUACUCGCCUCACCUUUGAGAUCAACAUCUAGAAUAACCCUGUCAAGGAGACUUGAACUGUACAUAAAGCCGUGCGACAGUUGCUCCGGGUACGCGUUGGCCUUGCCAGGCCCAGCACAAGCUGGUGAAGCCACGCAGCACCCCCAAAAAAGCACGCCAUCAUGCUUAGUUUACAGCGUCACAAGGUACCGCAGCUGUUCUAAAGCACAUCCACCGUUCAGCCCUGCUACCGUUGCGUUUCCCUUCCAAUGUCUUUUUCAUCGCCAACCGAGGACAUGAGUUCUUCGUUAUACUUCAGAAACAUCGCGACUGGUCUCUGCUAAACGUGGUGAUAUCGUGUCAAAUUGUUUCCUUGGAAGUUGGCAGGACCGUCCCACUGUCACGAAAGUUGCUUAUGGGGUACUCGGUACCUGCAUUAUAUUUGCCCUACCUAGCCCGUCGACUAGACCGGGGCGAAGCUUCAGAAUAGUCUUGGCAGUGGUUAGCUCUCUGGUCCGUGAUUCCAGACCUUGUGUCUCGCUUAGCUAUGAGCUUUGGGGGCUCACACCUGGACAAGCAGUGAGCCCAGUUGAUUUGGCUCGCCGUUGUCCCACUGAUGAUGCAAAUGUGAGUUGGCUCAACUUGAGAUAGGCAAGGGUGUAUUCGAGACGCUAGGGUGUUGCGUCCCUCGCACGGCCUGGCUCUGCAAGUGCACGCGGUGUAGCUACGUCUGUCACAAGAUGAGGCGACGGCCCGAGUAAGCCUCGCUUAAACUUACCUUUGCGUCAUACCGCGAGUAAUCUUGAAUACAUCGUGCUGUCAUAUCAGUCCGCAACGUCUCGUGCACCACUGAAAAUGG